AUGAAAUGCCACGAGUACAGUGAAGAGGACGACCGGGCUCCAUCACGCGGCUCGGGUCGUCGUCACGGGGCUCGGGUCAUCGUCACGGGGCUCGGGUCAUCGUCACGGGGCUCGGGUCGUUUCUCGGCGUUGGGAUUUCGUGGAAAAGCGAAGUUUGAUCUUCAGCUCUUCUUGAGCGCUGUGUGGAUGCUGCUGUGCUCUCUGGCGCCCCCUGUGUCCUCGUCUCCUUUGUGCUCGGGGCCCGUUUGUCCCGUGGCGUCGUUGGCGUCUUUGUUCGACCGCGUCAUCCAACACUCGGCACGAAUGCACGCCGUGUCCACGGGCCUGCACCAGCACGCCGAGCAGCAGGUGGCGCCGAGCAGGAACCACAUCGGCCGAGCGAACAGGAACUGUCACACGUCGUCCAUCGUCACGCCCAACGACAAAGAGAACGCCCAACGCAUGACGAGGGAGGAGCUCACAGAGGUGAUCCUGAAGCUCCUGGUGGCCUGGCGUGGGCCCCUGUGGCACCUGGAGCAGAGUCUUCGGCCCCAGAGCCUCUUGAGCUCAGAGCGAGCGGCACAAGUGGGACGCAUGGUCCACGAAGUGCGCUCCGGCGUCCAGAGGGUCGCACAAAAGAUGCAGACGCUGGGGAUGAUGGGGAACUUCGUGAGCGGCCUCUCGUCGCCCGAGUCUUCGUCCGAAAGCUCCGAGUGGCUCCAGCUCCAGAACUCGGACCUGCUGCUCUGCUUCAGGAGAGACGCCAACAAGGUCCAGAACUACCUCAAGAUCCUCAAGUGUCGCACGGCGCCCGAGUACGGCUGCUAG
Messenger RNA from Boleophthalmus pectinirostris (great blue-spotted mudskipper), 807 nucleotides. RefSeq names its product prolactin 2 (gene prl2). The coding region runs from base 1 to 807 and encodes 268 amino acids. The transcript has 5 exons. Gene Ontology annotation, molecular function: hormone activity. Gene Ontology annotation, biological process: response to nutrient levels; positive regulation of receptor signaling pathway via JAK-STAT. Lineage: Eukaryota; Metazoa; Chordata; Actinopteri; Gobiiformes; Gobiidae. Gene Ontology annotation, cellular component: extracellular region. The record is from RefSeq and is a predicted model, not a curated record.